CAAUCUCCUUCUUGAAGUGCUUGGACAAAAAAUGAGACCUAUACUACUGCAAGGUCAUGAACGAUCCUUGACUCAGAUCAAAUACAACCGCGAUGGGGACCUUUUAUUCUCCUGCUCAAAAGACCAUGUAAUCAACGUUUGGUAUACGCAUAACGGGGAACGGUUGGGGACUUAUGAUGGGCAUAAUGGGACAGUAUGGACGGUUGAUGUCGAUUCAGAAUCGAUGUACAUGGUCUCUGGAUCGGCAGAUAAUCAAUUGCGUCUAUGGAAUGUCGCCACAGGAAAAUGCUUAUACACCUGGGAAUUCCCUACCGCCGUAAAACGAGUAGCGUUCAGCGAGGAUGACAAGCAGGUGGUGUGUAUCACUGAACAGCGAAUGGGGUUUCAAUGUACAAUCCGGGUAUUUAACAUCAAUCGCACGGGGGAUGGCACCAAACAGUCAAAAGAGCCAGCACAUAUGUUCAGCCCUGUUGGAUCAAAAGCCACAGUUUGUGCAUUCACCUCGCAACCAGGCAUAAUCUUCACCGGCCAUGAGUCCGGUAAGGUCGCGCUGUUCAAUUACAAGACCGGCGAAGAGGUGGAUAGCAACGAGCGCGCACACGGGGAUGUUGUAACAGAUCUGCAAAUGAGUCCUGAUAAAACCUACUGCAUCACGAGCAGCAAAGAUAAAUCCGCUAGGAUACACGAUACUAAAACCCUCGACGUGAUUAAGACCUUUACAACAGAAACCCCACUGAAUAGUGCAGCUAUCGCACCAAAUAAACCAUAUGUGCUUCUUGGGGGAGGUCAGGAAGCCAUGAGUGUUACUACGACAUCCCUACGCCAAGGAAAAUUUGAGACGCGGUUUUGGCACAAGGUAUUCGAGGAAGAAGUCGGUCGUGUUAAGGGUCAUUUUGGACCUAUCAAUACCAUUGCUGUUCACCCGAAAGGUAUCUCGUACGCAUCUGGAGGGGAAGAUGGGUUUGUACGAGUACAUCAUUUCGAUGAAUCAUACUUCAAAACACAGCCUUAUGGCGACUUGCAGAUAGAGGAUUGAUGUUAUAGCGAUACUGUAGUAAUAUGAUUGAUAUAC
Molecule: messenger RNA, 1072 nt
Organism: Lentinula edodes (shiitake mushroom)
Lineage: Eukaryota; Fungi; Basidiomycota; Agaricomycetes; Agaricales; Omphalotaceae
Product: WD40 repeat-like protein
Exons: 7
Coding region: 32-1036 (334 amino acids)
Biological process (GO): cytoplasmic translational initiation
Cellular component (GO): cytoplasm; eukaryotic translation initiation factor 3 complex, eIF3m
Molecular function (GO): RNA binding; translation initiation factor activity; protein binding
Source: RefSeq, a predicted model, not a curated record